Molecule: messenger RNA, 1539 nt
Organism: Rhincodon typus (whale shark)
Lineage: Eukaryota; Metazoa; Chordata; Chondrichthyes; Orectolobiformes; Rhincodontidae
Product: glia maturation factor beta
Exons: 6
Coding region: 350-655 (101 amino acids)
Biological process (GO): actin filament debranching; negative regulation of Arp2/3 complex-mediated actin nucleation
Cellular component (GO): actin cortical patch
Molecular function (GO): Arp2/3 complex binding; actin binding
Source: RefSeq, a predicted model, not a curated record
GUGUUUAAAUGUCGGCGCUAACGAACCCCACCCUCACGACAGUGUGCCCAAGGCCAGCUGAGCCGCUCACCGUUUAUUGAGACCCGGCUGUUGCACAAAGCCUCCCCUUGGCGGGGGGCGGGUUUAUUUUGCACAGCAAGCUGCAGUGAGCACAACGACUGAAAAGCGCAGUGCCAGAUGUAGGGGAUUUGUGUGAACAAGGAAGACAACUGUGUAGCUCCUUCACUAACCCACUUGAAGGAUCGCUAAUGGCAGACUAGUAAAUUCCACAUCAUAUCAGGUACAAGAAGUGAAGUAGAGAGAAAAGAUUGCGUUUAAGGAGAGAGUGAAGAUUGAUCAGGAGCAACAGAUGGUGAUUCUGGAUGAAGAGUAUGAGGAUAUUUCCCCAGAAGAACUCAAGAAUGAGCUCCCUGAACAUCAACCCAGAUUUGUGGUCUACAGCUACAGAUAUAAGCAUACUGAUGGAAGGGUCUCCUAUCCAUUGUGCUUUAUAUUCUUUAGUCCUUGUGGUUGUAAGCCUGAACAGCAGAUGAUUUAUGCUGGUAGCAAAAUUGGAUUGGUGGAUGUGGCGGAAUUUACCAAGGUCUUUGAAAUUAGAAAUACAGAAGAUUUUAGUGAAGAAUGGCUGUGCAAAAAAUUGGGAUUUUUCCGUUAGAAUGUGAUUGACUCACUUUGCUUUUUAUGAAUUAAUACCACAAGCUUGAAUUCUAACACUACUCCAGAAACUGGAAAAUUACAUUAAAGUUUGAAACUAUAUAUAAAAGUAAUGGGUUUAUGCACUGAAAAUGUUGAAUGCAGUUUUCCAAGAAGAUUAACUCUUCAAACAUUUCAUAGUUUUUGUUCCUGUCCCCUCCUCUAUGAGCCAGAAAAUAAAGGCGGAUCAGGGUUGUCUGGGAGAUUAGAAUAGAGCAAUCCUUUAACUUCUAAGUACAAUGCAAGUAAGAACAUAGAAAAAAUAUUUCUUCCCACUUCGUAAUGGUCAAAGUUAAUAGUUAGCUUUUAAUGUCCAAUUUGAUGCUUAGCAUUACUUUUUGCUUUGGUUAGGAACAAAUUAAUUGGAUGAUUAUCCCAGUUCAUUACAGGGUAGGGGUGGUCUUUUGCAUCUGUCCUAUUGGUACACACAUUUUCCUAUUGCUUUAAAAAUGAAGAGUGCUACCUUUUUUGCCUUGGCAUGAUUUAGUAUAAAUCCUAUUAUUUUUGACUUUGAAAUUUUGUUUAGAUUUUUCACUUCUGUUUUCAAUAAAUUUCACAAGGAAAUUCCAUAUUACCUUAUGCAAUUUUGGGUUUCUUUCACAAAGUUUAGUGAACACUUGAGAAUUCAACUUACCUGUGCUAAUUUAAGUAAAUUGACCUAAUAGCUUUGGUUGAUCAGAUCUUACAUUUUUGUUGGCUUUAACUUGUAAAAAGUAUUGUUUUGUUUGAACAGUGUCUGUUCAGAACAAGUCUAAUUCUUAAUUAUUUCUGAAAAUAUGAAGUCUGUUCUUUUCCACUUUGACUAAAAUGCAUCCUACCAGGAAUAAAAACAAAUAUUUGACUUGG